AUGUUCACCUAUGAGUACGUGCCAUCUUUUUGUUCCAAAUGCAAAAAGAUCGGUCACAAGGAGGAAGAAUGUCGCAAGGGCAAAGCUUUUCCACCUGCGCAAGUUGUGAAAAAUCCUAGCCAAGAAAAACAGCCGCAGAAGGAUGUGAAGGGUCAAGGCAUUCUGAUUAAGAAGUCUGCCAAGUGGAAUUCAAAGCCAUCUACUACUGUGGCAACCGUAGAGCCAAAAAGUGUGCAAAUUGAAGGGGAUUCGUACUCGUCAAGGUUAACGCUUGAGGAGAAAAGUCUAAUUCCGGUUGAUGUGACAAAUGAUUCUAGCCCUUCGACUGAUGUGCCUCAGAAAAUUCUAGCCCUUCGACUGAUGUGCAAAACGAGGGUAAUGUUUAGGAGCGUAAACAAUAAAUUUCAACCCCUGGCUGAAAUUGUAACGGUUGAAGAAGCAAAUCAUACCGAGGAUGAAAGUGAAGAGUCUAAGCAGCCUGAUGAGGAAGCCACUAAUGCUGUAAACGAACAGUCUGCAAAGCAGAAUCUAUUGGCAAGAAGUCUGAUCCAAUGCUCUGGUCGAGUCGUCCAUUAUGCGUCUGAUGAAGAACCUGGUACUAAAACAGGUGGUUUAUUUGAAGAGGAGGAAGUAGAAGGAGGGGGUGUGAAAAAUAAAGUGGCAGAGCUGCGAUUGAGGUCUUUGAUUCAAACGCAUUCUGUGUCUUCUCUGAUUAUUCUUGAACCAAUGCUAGAAGUUGACCAGCUUGAUGAUUUUCGACGGAUUUUGAGAUUUGACCAUGCUUUCUCAUCCUCUUCCAGCAAAAUAUGGGUCUUCUGUAAAAAUGGCUUUGUGUUAUCUUUAUUGGCAGAUAAGGGACAGGUUCUGCAUUUUGAAGCUAAGCAUCCGCUUGUUGAUGGUUCCUUCUAUGUUUCUGCAGUAUAUGCAAAAUCAAGUAGAAGAGAAAGGCAGCAAUUGUGGGCAGGUUUGAAGGCCUUUAAUGAUGAUCAUGCUGGAAGAAAGUGGAUGGUUGUUAGUGAUUUUAAUGCCAUUAGAUGUCUCGAUGAAUAUUCUGGCACAGUAAUCCAAAAUCGGGGCACAAUGGAUGACUUCAAUGGUUGUAUUAGUGACUGUAAUCUUUCUGAAAUUCAGGCUUUUGGGGAAGAAUUCACCUGGGGAGGAUCACGGCAGAAUGGCUAG
This is a messenger RNA of Oldenlandia corymbosa var. corymbosa, 1179 nucleotides long. The record is from the annotation of a GenBank genome assembly. Lineage: Eukaryota; Viridiplantae; Streptophyta; Magnoliopsida; Gentianales; Rubiaceae.